This is a messenger RNA of Trichosurus vulpecula (common brushtail), 4586 nucleotides long. It is a transcript of the gene SRP54, whose product is annotated as signal recognition particle 54. The record is from RefSeq and is a predicted model, not a curated record. The transcript is spliced from 16 exons. Bases 286 to 1800 code for a protein of 504 amino acids. Gene Ontology annotation, cellular component: cytosol; signal recognition particle, endoplasmic reticulum targeting. Gene Ontology annotation, biological process: SRP-dependent cotranslational protein targeting to membrane, translocation; SRP-dependent cotranslational protein targeting to membrane. Gene Ontology annotation, molecular function: GTP binding; GTPase activity; endoplasmic reticulum signal sequence receptor activity. NCBI's taxonomy places the organism in Eukaryota, Metazoa, Chordata, Mammalia, Diprotodontia, Phalangeridae.
GCCCCGCAACUUGUAAAUUAGGCUUCCCCAAGGUCCCAGAGUCUCCGCCCCGGAGACCUCGGCCACAGCUGGUGCCAACGUGUUAGCUCCGGGACCGGGCCCUAACCCGCCCCUUUUAUAUUUCUUUCUUUCAGGAGGCUUUGGGGUUUUGCUCAUUCGUCGCCUUCAGGGAUCCGGUGAACUGCUCGCCGGUCUUCCAUUUAUACAGAAAAAGUCCGCCAUCAACUUUAGAAGCCGGCGGACGAUCCGGGAUCCCUCCACGGAAGGUUGUAUUAAACUGCCAAGAUGGUGUUAGCAGAUCUCGGAAGAAAAAUAACCUCAGCACUACGAUCAUUGAGCAAUGCCACCAUUAUCAAUGAAGAGGUUUUAAAUGCUAUGCUAAAAGAAGUCUGCACGGCCUUAUUGGAAGCCGAUGUUAAUAUUAAGUUGGUGAAGCAGCUCCGAGAAAAUGUCAAGUCUGCUAUUGAUCUUGAAGAAAUGGCAUCUGGUCUAAACAAAAGAAAAAUGAUUCAGCAUGCUGUAUUUAAGGAACUUGUAAAGCUCGUAGACCCUGGAGUUAAAGCCUGGACACCAACCAAAGGGAAACCAAAUGUUAUUAUGUUUGUUGGGUUGCAGGGUAGUGGUAAAACCACAACAUGUUCCAAGUUAGCCUAUUAUUACCAGAGAAAAGGUUGGAAGACUUGUUUGAUAUGUGCAGACACAUUCAGAGCAGGAGCUUUUGACCAGCUAAAACAGAAUGCUACCAAAGCAAGAAUUCCAUUCUAUGGAAGCUAUACCGAAAUGGACCCUGUGAUCAUUGCCUCUGAAGGUGUGGAAAAAUUCAAAAAUGAGAACUUUGAAAUUAUUAUUGUUGAUACAAGUGGCCGUCAUAAACAAGAAGAUUCUUUGUUUGAAGAAAUGCUCCAAGUAGCUAAUGCUAUACAACCUGAUAACAUUGUUUAUGUAAUGGAUGCCUCCAUUGGUCAGGCUUGUGAAGCACAAGCUAAGGCUUUCAAAGAUAAAGUAGAUGUAGCCUCUGUAAUUGUGACGAAACUCGAUGGCCAUGCAAAAGGUGGUGGUGCACUUAGUGCAGUUGCUGCCACAAAAAGUCCGAUAAUUUUCAUUGGUACUGGCGAGCAUAUAGAUGACUUUGAACCUUUUAAAACACAGCCUUUCAUCAGCAAACUUCUUGGUAUGGGUGAUAUUGAAGGACUAAUAGAUAAAGUCAAUGAAUUGAAGUUGGAUGACAAUGAAGCACUUAUAGAAAAGUUGAAACAUGGUCAGUUUACGUUGAGAGAUAUGUAUGAACAAUUCCAAAACAUCAUGAAAAUGGGCCCAUUCAGUCAAAUAUUGGGUAUGAUCCCUGGUUUUGGAACAGAUUUUAUGAGCAAAGGCAAUGAACAAGAGUCAAUGGCAAGGCUAAAAAAACUAAUGACAAUAAUGGACAGUAUGAACGAUCAAGAACUUGACAGUACAGAUGGUGCAAAGGUUUUCAGUAAGCAACCAGGAAGAAUCCAAAGAGUAGCAAGAGGAUCAGGUGUCUCAACAAGAGAUGUUCAGGAGCUUUUGACACAAUAUACUAAGUUUGCCCAGAUGGUGAAAAAGAUGGGUGGUAUCAAAGGACUUUUCAAAGGAGGUGACAUGUCAAAGAAUGUAAGCCAAUCCCAGAUGGCGAAACUGAACCAACAAAUGGCCAAAAUGAUGGAUCCAAGAGUUCUUCAUCACAUGGGAGGUAUGGCAGGACUGCAGUCAAUGAUGAGGCAGUUUCAACAAGGAGCUGCUGGAAAUAUGAAAGGCAUGAUGGGAUUCAAUAAUAUGUAAAGAAGAUUCCUUAAUAUAAACUGACUCAGUUGGUGAUACUUUUUGCUGAGAUUUCAGAUUUUUUCCCCUCCCCUUUUUGUAAGGCAAAAGAGGUGUAUUCUCCCUUCCCUUUUCUCUUCCUUCCCCCUUUUUUUGAGGGGGUUGAAGAAUAUUUGGGAAUUUGAUCUCUUCAGACUUCUUUUUAGGCUUCUGAGUUUCUGGGGUUUUCUGGAAAUCACAUAUUUUUGCUUAAGAGAACAGCUUUCAUUAAUUUCUGUCUCAAAAUUUCACUUGUUAAGUGAAACAAAUCAUGAUGUAAAAUUUAGUACUUAGUUUUUAAUUAUUUGUCUCAAAAGGUAACCAUUAUAUUUGUAAACAGUCUAAGUCAAUUGUUACAUGAUGUCACAAGAAAAAUCCUGUAAAUAAACUUUAAAGUGGUUGUAAUCAAAGGGGUUUGUUAACUUUCUUUGUAGUUUGAAAUCUUAAUUUUCAAAAAUGGCAUGCAGAAAGGCAAAAUGUAGAGCUGAUACCAUGCCUCAGGAAUGCAUCUGUUUGUGGAAAAUAUGGUUAGUGCCUUAACCAUGAAUUUCUAAAGUUGCAUGUAACACAUUAUAAUUAAGAUAUUCUGCCCGAGGAAAUUGGAGCUUUAUCCAGUAAAUUGCUUCACAACAUAAAGUUGUUGGUUGUUAUGAAAUCAUAAAGCAGUAUACAUAAGUGUCACCUGCUUUUAACUUUUUAAGGCCAGCUCUGAUGUGGAAGUAUUUAAAAAAAAAAAGACUAGAUGACCACUUAUCAGGUUAGACAGAAGAUCGUAAACUAAGUUUUCUUCCCAACUUUUAAACCUUAACCAUAAUUUCUUUUUUAAACUACAAUAAGUUCUUAAAGAAAAGUUGUUGAUGGUAAAUAGCUAAAAUAUGCUUUACAGUGUGAGAAUGUUUGUAAAAUAUUAAGUUCAAAUUAUACAUAUGUCCUCAAAACAUUGAUCAGAAGUCAGUAUAGUUGACUGGUUCUUUGAUUAUCAUAGUGGAAUUGCUACCUGGUCAGUUGUGAAGACAAGGCUAGCAGAAAAAUUCUUCUUUAUCUAUUAAUUAUUUUUUUAAAUUAUUAUGAGCUUAACAAACAUGAACGUUUUCAUUUACAAAGAACAGAAAGGGUAUUGUAUACGAAGCCAUGAAUCUCUUACAGCUUACUGUUUACUUUUCUAAACUUUCUCCUGUUCUCUUUUGUAUAUUUUAAAAACAAUACAUUCUUAAAAUCCUUUAAAAUUUUUUUAAAAUCGUUUUUUUGGUAUCACUGUGCAACUGUUUACUCCUCCCUGCUUAUUCAUUACUGAUAGCAUGGAGAUCUUGAACAUAUUUUUGUUGGUGAGCUACAAACUAAGACAAACUUAUCCUCAACAAAGCCUCAAUUUGUUAUGGUAGGAUCAAGGAAACAUAUUUUGGCUGAUUAAUCUAUGCAAUGUCACUAAGGAUUAGAUUCUUUCAAAAGUCACUCUACUCUCUAUAUUUUAAACAGAAAUGAUGUACUGAAGUAGCAACAACACAUAAGUUGAAGAAAAGAACUAGGUCAAGAAAAUAUGUUUAAGGUGUAUCGCCCCUUUCUUCGUAUGCAUUUUUGUGAAGUUUUUUUUGUCCUUAAAUUAUCAAACAUUGACUAAGGAGAACUGCCCAGCUUCCCUUUUCUCCAUUGUUGGGCAUAAUGAAAAUUGUUCCAGUUUUUUUUUUUAAUAUCAAGGGGGGCAGAACUGGAUUUGUAAAGGAAAAGAACAAUAGUUGUGGGAAAAGGCAUGGCACCCCCAAGAGUGAGAUGAAGCUUGGAAUCCUGGCCAUAUUACUUACUCUGUGAUCAUGUAUAAAUCAUUUAACUUACAGGCCUCGUUUUUCUCAAUUUUUAUAAAAUGUCAGGGUUGAACUAGAUCAAGGGCUCCUAGCCUGAGUUCCCAAACCACCAUGGGGCAUAUGAAAAUUAUCAAGGGGAGAAAGGUACAGGAAAGAGACUAGACCUGUGAUUUCUUUGGCAGAGGUAAAUCCCGGGUGAGGAAAUGCAUGCAUUGGUACAUUAUCUGCAAAUUCUAUAGUCUUAGAGAGUUUGUCAUAUGCCCAAGGUCCCAUAACAGUGUGUGUCAGAGAUGGGAUUUGAAUUCAGGUUUUCUAGGUUUUGAUGGCAACUCUCUAACCACUACUUCCUGUGGCCUCUCUAAAUAACUGUAUUAUCCCAUUGAAAUAUUCCAGAGUACUGUUAGUGAAGAAAAAAUUUGUAGAUUGGAGAGAAUAUGGUAAAGAAAGCUUUAUAUUACCUCUGAAAAAAUGUGAAAAAAAAUUUGAAAAACAAUUGAAGGAAUGAAUAUAAUUCUUACUGACCUAAACUAAACGAAUGAAUCUUUGGAUUUGAACCCAACCCCUUUUGAUGUUGAGCUUGAAAAAAAUGAACAACAACCCAGUAAGAGAUUAACUGAUUCCCAAAAUAACUAGAAAUUCCAAAUUAAUUUCAAGUAGUGAAAUUGUGACAUUUUUGGCAUAUUCUUGGAAAAGUAUAUCCCAUUCUUACUAAACAUGCUUAUAAGGCUUUAAUUCCAUUAAUAAUAAUUUAUCUCUGUGAAGUAGGAUUCUCAGUCUCGUACUCAAUAAGACUAAAACAAGAAACAAACUGGAGACUGAAUUUGAUGUAUCUGUAUCUGUCUCUACAGAGAAUAAAACUUUUAAUUGACCUGAAAUAGAGUCAAGCAUUUCACUAAUUAUUCUGUUCUCAUAAACUUUAUGCUGCUAAAAUAGUAUGUAUUCAAUAAAAUUUUAUUUAUGAAAAAUUAA